UUGUUGAGCUUGGUACCCACAAUCAGUAUGGCAAGUUGGCAAGCAAGGCAGUGUCAGCUGUAACUUCCAGCUAGCAACAUGAGUAACGUUUUAGUGCUAAUUUUGAGCGCACUGCUCCUCGUGUUACCGCACGAGAGCACGAGUGGAUAUUUAAAUGUAUAUCCACAAUUGAAGCAGUACCGACUCGCCGACAAGGAGGAUGCUGGUGCGCCGCUUAUCCUGACGCCUUUGAUAGAAAAUGGAAAGAUUGACGAGGCACGAUCGAAGGCUGUCGUCCAACACAAAGAGAUGGGCGAUAUUAGCAGUUACUCGGGUUAUUUCACAGUUAAUAAAGAGUACAAUUCUAAUCUCUUCUUCUGGUUUUUUCCAGCGAUGCACAAUCCAAAGACCGCACCAGUAGUACUAUGGCUGCAAGGUGGUCCAGGGGCAACUUCUAUGUUUGGUCUUUUCAUGGAAAAUGGUCCAUUUAUAGUGACUGCUAAUAAAACUCUAACAACGCGGAAAUACUCAUGGAACAUAGCACACAACUUGAUAUACAUUGAUAAUCCAGUUGGUACUGGCUACAGUUUUACUGGUGAUGAUAAGGGAUAUGUCAGAAACGAGACGCAAGUAGGAAGGGACAUUCAUUCUGCACUCGUACAAUUCUUUCUGUUAUUCCCAGAGUUACGAAACAAUGAUUUCUUCGUCACUGGUGAAUCAUAUGCUGGGAAAUAUGUGCCGGCAGUGUCUUAUACCAUUAAAGAUUACAAUAUCAAAGCAGAAACAAAAAUUAACUUGAAAGGCCUAGCCAUUGGUAACGGAUUGUGCGAUCCGGAGAACCAAUUGUUAUAUAGCGAUUAUUUGUACCAACUCGGAUUGAUAGAUACAAACGGGAAAACUCUGUUCCAAGGGUAUGAACAAAAGGGCCGCGAAUUUAUUAAACAGAAGAAAUAUCUUGAAGCAUUCGAAAUGUUUGAUACGCUUCUUAAUGGCGAUUUAAGCGGCAAGCCAUCUCUAUUUCGCAAUCUAACUGGUUUCGACUAUUACUACAACUAUUUGUAUACGAAUGAUGGCAAUGACUCCGAUUGGAUGUCCGAAUGGAUCCAGAGAGCUGAUGUUAGACGAGCUAUACACGUGGGCAAUAGUACUUUUCACGUUGAAACCCGCACCGUCGAGGAACAUCUGAAAGAAGACGUCAUGCAGUCCGUAGUACCUUUCUUGACGGAUCUUGUACAACAUUAUAGAGUGCUCAUCUACAAUGGGCAAUUGGAUAUUAUCGUGGCAUAUCCGCUCACGGAAAAUUACUUGAAAACUUUGCAAUGGCCCGGAGCAAGCAAAUACGCGAAAGCGCCAAGAAAGAUAUGGAUGGUCGGAGACAAAUUAGCGGGAUACACAAAAACUGUUGACAAUUUAUCAGAGGCUCUUGUACGGAAUGCAGGUCAUAUGGUUCCUGCCGAUCAACCGAAAUGGGCGUUAGAUCUCAUCACGCGUUUUACACAUAAUAAAAAGUUCUAAAUAUUAUGCGGACUAUACUGAUUAUAAAUGUAUGUGAUAAAAAUUUUUUUCUUAAGAAUUACUAUGUAAUAUAUAGACAUUUAAUAAUACACGGCAAUGUGCCAACAAUACUUUAACAAAAUACCCCGAGGAGCAUAGUCAUGACAAA
Molecule: messenger RNA, 1642 nt
Organism: Vollenhovia emeryi
Lineage: Eukaryota; Metazoa; Arthropoda; Insecta; Hymenoptera; Formicidae
Product: venom serine carboxypeptidase
Exons: 2
Coding region: 79-1494 (471 amino acids)
Biological process (GO): proteolysis
Molecular function (GO): serine-type carboxypeptidase activity
Source: RefSeq, a predicted model, not a curated record